AUGCUUCGAUUAAACCGUUUCCCGACAAGCUUCUUGCAAAAUACAGCGAUUCGCCGCCAGUAUUCCAUACUCAGAAAGCUAAGAAAUGAGUCGGACAUAGAGGACAUCUUUUCCAAGCCCGCAGCACCAGCAAUCAGUACCUCGCAUGCCAAAGUGGACCCCUACAUACUCAGCAAACUGCUAAAUCUAUCAGGCCUAUCGCAAGACAUUUCAGAUCAGGAAAAGCAAGAACUCAUUCUCUCGCUAAAUGACCAUUUGAAAUUUGUUUCUCAGCUGAAGGAUGCUACAAGUUCUGGUGAGCUCAAAAGAUUGGUUGAGGAACCUAAGGAGCUCACGUUCGAUGAUAUAAUCUCUGAAAUUGAAAAUAGCCGCGCGGAACUCGAAAAAGGCGAACCGGAAGAAUCGUGGAAUCCGCUCAGCUUGGCAUCUCAGCACCAAGACGACUAUUUUGUCGUGAACGAAGGCCUCAUUAAACAAAAUAAGCAAUAA
Molecule: messenger RNA, 489 nt
Organism: Ogataea angusta
Lineage: Eukaryota; Fungi; Ascomycota; Pichiomycetes; Pichiales; Pichiaceae
Exons: 1
Coding region: 1-489 (162 amino acids)
Source: RefSeq, a predicted model, not a curated record